Molecule: messenger RNA, 3140 nt
Organism: Pararge aegeria (speckled wood butterfly)
Lineage: Eukaryota; Metazoa; Arthropoda; Insecta; Lepidoptera; Nymphalidae
Product: stress response protein NST1
Exons: 5
Coding region: 72-2480 (802 amino acids)
Source: RefSeq, a predicted model, not a curated record
AGUGUUCGCACACUGCUUGACGAGCCCUUUGUUUUGUUGUGACGUGACAAAUGCUGUAAGGAAGUAACGGCAUGCAGAUUUUGUGGAUCUUGGUGUUCGCCGCUUGCGCGGUGGCUGGCACCUCAGCAGACCGCGGCGGAUCGUUGCGCGGAGCCCUCGAGGCUUUGCAGAGACGGCAGCGAAGCCGCAUUCAAGGCCAAAUACCACCACCGGACUACGAGUCGCUAUAUGAAUUCGUUCCACCUCAAGCCUACCCUGAACCUGAUUAUGGAGAAGAUGUAGAAGAUAUGGAUGAGGAACCGACACCAAAAUACAUUGUCAAGGUUUUAGGAAACGAAAGACCUUCUGAAGCUUACGAGUAUAAAAUAAUAAAGAAAAACUCAGCGUAUAAUGGGCCCGCUCUUAAACAAGAAUCACCUUUUCGUGAGCGCAGCCAGCAUUCAGAUAAUGAAAGGCUUCGUGAUCUGUUCAUGGAUAGAAACGAAGGUGAAGAAAACAAUAAUGCUUUAGAAAACAAGGAAGAAAAUGAUGCUGAAUACGCAGUACUGCUGGGCCAGCUUUGGUCAAAGUAUAAGAAUAACAAAGCUCGGACUGACAAUGCUGAGAAUGCACCUCAAGGGGUAGUGAAAUUGUAUAAAGAAAAAAUUGUCAAGAAGCGAUAUCCAAAUAACUGGGGCCCAAUAGCUUUUAAACGUAAACGUAGCCCUGACUCGGACUUCGAGAGAACAAUUUUAACUGAUACCGAAGCCAUUAAGAAACCUUUAGAAAAUCUGAACCCGAUUGAUCCAAACAAUUCAUACGAAUUGCCUGAAGAUGAUAAGGAUGAUAUGCGAGAAGAAUAUGCUAUUGCAUUUCAACCACUUGAUGACGAUGGCCUUUCUGAUUUAGCAGAUGAAGAUCAAUAUGGAUAUGAGUCUAUGGAAAAACGUUUUCCAAUAUCAAAACGAAGCAGUGGUCCAUAUAAUUUUAAUAGCCAAAAGAAAAGAUUUGCAGCAGACCAGGGCAAACAUGACAAUUCUAAAUCAUUUAGGAGCAGUGCAGGUACGGAUCCUAAAAUCAUAAAUGAUCUAUCAAAAAUAUUUGGAGAUUCAGACCACCAAAUCAUAAAAACAACUGUAAAGCGAAGUAGUGAAUAUGUCGAGAGCUCUCAUGAUACAAAACCUCCAACACUUAUAAUGGAAAGCCAUAACCAUACUCAAGAUUAUAAUGGUACUGCCCGUAUCGACCACAGUCUUGAAGAACAUGGUCAUAAUAUGCAUCCACCUGUUCUAUCUAGCAAGGAACAUGAACAUAGCCAUGACGAUAAUCAUUCUGCUGAUCACAAAGUUACUCAUGACCACUCGCACCAUGACCAUGUUGGAGAAAGUGAGAAGCCCUUAAAAAUUACAAAGAAAUCAAUUGACUGGUCUGACUAUUUUGGGAUCGACAAAAGGCUACAAAAAUCUGUUUCCUUUGUUAACAAGCUUAAUGAAGAUAGAUUGAAGAAACAAUACUUUGAUACAUUUAACAAGGAAGUCAUAUAUCCCUUAAAUUCGUUUAGGCAACACAACUUUGCUAAAAGAAAUUACGUGCAAGCUAAGCCUACUAAGGAAACUGAAAAUCAAAUGAAUCAAAUACAAACUCCUGCGAUUAGUGACGAAAAGAGAAGUUCUAGUUCCGAUAAUGAAUCAAAGCUGGAUAGUAUUGACAAGAAACUACGAAAUAUGGAAGGAUUGAUUGUUGAUGAAGCAUUGCAUUAUUCAAAUAUUGGGGAAGAACUCGAUUCAAAGGAAGAACAGGAAAUGAAAGAAAAGUUACUUUCUCGAUUAGCUGCAGCUUAUAGUUUGGAAAAAAUGCGAAAAGCCCUAAAAGAUUUUAAACAAAGUCUGCAAUUGCAAAGGAAUUCAGCAGGUAUGCGUUCCACUCCUGACCAAGCUGAAGCAAAAGAUAAAAGAGUUGCUAUUAAAAAAGAAAAAGUUAUUUUGAGUAACGAAAUACCAACGCUCGCUAACAGUAAUGAGAAAAAUGAAGAUUUUGAAGAUGAACAAGGAGCCGGACAUUAUUUGAAUGGAAAAAUCGAAGAACAGCUGUCGGAAGGAUAUAUGGGUGGCAGUGGAAGACACCGUAUUCCGGUUAUGUCAACUGCGAGUUCAUCUGGAGCAUGCCCAGUUCUAGCAAAGAUUGUGCAAAGAUGCCGUGGUGUUGAUCUAUUGGCUGGAGAUCGCGGACAACUAUUUCUUCCUUUGUGCAGCCUGCAUCAGAUUUGUUAUCUUUGCGGAGAGGCUCCUCCAACAACUUGUGACUUGGUAUUUCUCUCCGAAGCAGAUUCUACAUGCGAGGGUGAUAUGAGUUGUCAGCGAGCUGCUCGUUCCGCUCUCAUGGCUCUGAGGGAACUACAUGAUAAUUUGGCUGAUGAACUAGAUGGUGAAUGCGAAGCUAGCCCAUGCUUGCAUGCUACAUUGAAGCUUAAUCUGGGGUGGCAAAGAGCAUUGCAGCGAUAAAAGAUGAAAAGCAAUCAAAAAUUUUGAAGUUAAAGCCAAGUUCAAUGAUCUCAGCGACACAUAAUGUAUCGAAAUGGAAGCGAAGCCUAAUUAAUGAGUUUAAAAACUCGAUUAUUUAAAACUUCUCUUUUAAUAUUAAAGAAUGUAAUGAGUAAAAUAUUACUAUCAUGAUAAUUUUUGAAUAUUUUAAUAUUUGUAUUUUUUCAAACUGUUACUUAUUCCUAGAGUUUCACUGUAAACUAUUUAUUUCCAUCUCCGAACCCUUAUGCGCUUAACCAGCCAUAAGCGCAUCAAGGUUAAAGUUUUCUAUUGUAACUGAUAUCCGUCUAAUGUAUACUUAGCUUUUUGCUAUUGAUAUAAGUUAUGCAAAUUCAGUCGCUUUGAUUGUCAAAUGUUUUUCAGUUAUGAUAUAUUCUUAAUCAUCGUCUGGAUAAUCGUAAGCUUUUAUUAAUUUGCAUUGCUAGUUCGAUAGUUUAUUAUAAACGUUAGAUGUACAUGGUGAGUCAGAUCAAUAUGGGGUGAUUUCUCGGAUUUGUAGGUAAUGUUUAUGGGUGUUUGGAAAAGUAUCUCUAUCGUUGUUAAAUAUUUACUAACAUUAUAUACAAUGUUUCUUUAAAUGUGUCAACGUUAAUUAAGUAUUACAUUAACUAAAAUUAACUA